This is a messenger RNA of Lottia gigantea (owl limpet), 2744 nucleotides long. RefSeq lists its product as hypothetical. Gene Ontology annotation, molecular function: metalloendopeptidase activity. Gene Ontology annotation, cellular component: mitochondrion. The transcript is spliced from 17 exons. The coding region runs from base 171 to 2231 and encodes 686 amino acids. Lineage: Eukaryota; Metazoa; Mollusca; Gastropoda; Lottiidae. Gene Ontology annotation, biological process: peptide metabolic process. The record is from RefSeq and is a predicted model, not a curated record.
CUGCAUUUUUAACUUCUAAAUAGGAAUAUUUCUCUGAAGAUCAAUUAUUUCUGAAUAAGUGGGUAACGCUGCUACUUUAUGAAGAGAUUGUCAAAACGCGUACGGCAAGGCGGCCAACGCGUACUCCGCUUUACUGGAUUAUUUUUGGACUAAAUACCUAGCUACAAAAUAUGAGAUUAAAAACAAUCAAGUUUUUGACAAAGGCUCAUAGAUCAGCUUAUUAUUUGGAUCGAAGAUAUGUUUCCAAGUUGUCACCUUUGGCUCAAAUAUUCAACACAAAACCAACACCUUCUAGAAGUUUCAAACUUGCAAAUGUGGGAUUAUUUCAAGUUCCAGAUUUAAGUUCUCCUGAAGGUUUUUAUGUUUUACAAGAAAAUGCCACUGUUCAAAUUGAAAAACUUGUUAAAGAAAUCAUCAAGAAACAACGCAGUCGAAAACUAGUUGUCAUUUUUGAUGAAUUGUCAAAUUGCAUAUGCAAGGUGGCUGAUUUGGCAGAUUGUGUCCAGACAAUACACCCUUGUACUAAGUUUGCAACCGCUGCUGAAGAUUGUAGGUACAGACUUUCUGGUCUAAUAGAAGAAUUGAACACAAAUACGGAUAUAUAUGAUGCGUUAAAGAGAGUGAUAGAGGAGGGAGAUAUAAUUCAAACUGAUGACAUAGACCACAGAGUAGCUGAAUUAUUCCUGUCUGAUUUUGAACAGAGUGGUAUUCAUCUCCCUGAAGAAAAGCGUAAGAAGUUUGUUAGAUUAAACGAAGCAAUAAUGGUAUCAGAAAGACUUUUUUUACAAGGUUUAGAAAAUCCAAGUGUUUGUUUGAAAUCCAACUUGCCAGAUCAUUUGAAAAAUGUUUUCAGUCUAGAUGGUGAUAAUGUGAUGAUGUUUAGUUCCUAUUCUGAACAUUAUAAUGAUGAUGUACGAGAAGCAGCUUAUAAAGUAUAUCACCAGCCAGAUAAAACUCAAUUAAAACGACUAGAUCAUUUACUCUAUAACAGACAUCAGUUAGCACAGUUGGUUGGUUUUCCAUCCUACGGCCACCGUGCUGCCAGAGGCACAAUGUUAGCAACACCAGAAAAAAUAAUGGAAUUUUUAGAUCUUGUUAGUGCUAAAGUUAAGCCAAGUGCAGCAGAAGACUAUCAAAAGAUAUUGGAAUUAAAAAGACAAAGUGGUUCAAAGGACAAGAAACUUAGUCAUUGGGAUCUAAGCUACUAUUCAGCAGUAGGUAGACAAACAGUAUUAGAUAUAGAUGUUAACCAGUUAGCACCCUAUUUCUCUAUUGGUACUUGUAUGGAUGGUUUAAACAAUUUAGUUCAAUCCUUAUAUGGUGUCACCUUGAAACAUGUUGAAAUUGGAAAAGGAGAAACAUGGAAUUUUGAUGUGUAUAAGCUGGAGGUUAUAGAUGAACAGAAUAACAUAUUGGGUUAUAUUUAUUGUGAUUUCUUUGAGCGAGUUAGUAAACCAAAUCAGGAUUGUCACUAUACAAUACAAGGUGGUUGUUUACGUUCGGACGGUACCGACCAGCUACCAGUUGUAGUAUUACAGUUAAAUUUACCAUCACCUCAUAGUACCUAUCCUUGUCUCCUGACACCGCAUAUGUUAAAUAACUUAUUCCAUGAAUUUGGUCAUGCCAUGCAUUCUGUGUUGGGACGUACUAGAUACCAACAUGUCACAGGUACACGAUGUUCUACAGAUAUUGCUGAAGUACCGUCAAUAUUAAUGGAAUAUUUCAUGUCUGAUCCACAAGUAUUAUCAACGUUUGCUAGACAUUAUAAAACUGGGGAGAAACUAGAUUCUAAUAUCAUACAGAAAUUAUGUGAUUCUAAGUCACUCUUUUCUGGUUAUGAAACUCAGUUACAAGUAUUUUACUCUGCAUUAGAUCAAGUUUAUCAUAGUCAAAUACCAUCAGAUACAACCAAAGUCUUGGCUGAAGUACAUACUAAAUAUUUUGAUAUUCCUUAUGUAGAAGGAACAGCGUGGCAACUACGUUUUGGACAUCUUGUAGGAUAUGGUGCUAAAUAUUAUUCCUAUCUUUUAUCAAAAGCUAUAGCUUCUACGAUUUGGAAUAAAUAUUUUGAAAAGGACCCUUUGAACAGAUCAAUGGGAGAGAAGUUCAGAUAUAAUUUUCUAGCUCAUGGUGGAGGUCAACCUAGUAAAGAUUUAGUACAGGGAAUGUUAAAUGAAACACCAACAAUAGAGACAUUAGUGGAUAGUUUGGUACCAGAUAAAACGCCAUGAUGAUGAAAGAAAACAUAAGGUUUACCAUUCUACCAUGAUGGUGAUAUGGAAUCUGUGUGGUUUAGAUUUAUAAGAACCUUUGUCUAUGCAACAGAUAUGUUCUUGAUCUAUCGUUGAAGAUGUGAAAGCGACAAUCCUUAUCUGUAAAGUCAACAGUAAUGACACUUUAAAUGGUAUAACAUUAACAUGUUGAUAAUGAUAUAGAGUGUGAAGCCAUACUUAUACUACUUGUUCACGAUUUAAAAUGGACCAAAUAAGUAUUUUGGCCUGCUAAAUGAUCUCAAUUGCAGCUAUCCAUAUUCCUUUGAAGAUUAAAAACCCGACACAUAGUUCUCCUGCAUUUGAGCCAUAAUGUUAUGUUAUGUGCCAAUAUUACCCCUAUUAUGACUUCAAAUUACCCCUAUAAUGACUUCAUGGAUUAUUAAGUAUUGUUAACUUGAAGAUAUUGUUUUUGAGUCAUUAAUGUAAUUUAUCAACUGUUGUUGUUGUUUAUUUAUAAAAAUUUGUCAUUUU